Messenger RNA from Spinacia oleracea (spinach), 3464 nucleotides. RefSeq names its product beta-glucosidase 24. Gene Ontology annotation, biological process: carbohydrate metabolic process. Bases 1731 to 3287 code for a protein of 518 amino acids. The transcript has 13 exons. Gene Ontology annotation, molecular function: beta-glucosidase activity. Lineage: Eukaryota; Viridiplantae; Streptophyta; Magnoliopsida; Caryophyllales; Amaranthaceae. The record is from RefSeq and is a predicted model, not a curated record.
CUCUAAGUAUGUUUUUGGUCCAUUAAUUAAUUAAUUAUUACUACCUUUAUUUGGGAGCAGGAUCUGGUGGAUGGUCAUCAUAGUGUCUAUUAUUGGAAGUUAAGCUUAGUUAGGGUUCUUGAGUGGAGUCUCUAACUUCUGGUUAAAAAAAGGAAAUAGUCUUAUUUUAGCAUUACUUCUGCAGCUAAGUGAUUCCUGCUGUUUUCUGUCUUUUCUUCAAGUGUCAUGAUUUCCAACAUUGAUCUGAUGGGGUGAGUUGACAUAAAGAUAAAAACAAAUUACGUAUUAAUAUAGUGAUUAAGUUCCAGCACCAACUUCUACUUAUUUUCUACUUAUUUGAUAAAUAUGUCAUUGUUGUCAUUUGUUUUACCUUUUCUGCUAAGUGAUUGUUGUCAUUGUGAUUUGUGAGGCAAUACUUGUUGGUUAAUUAUUGGUUUUCGUAAUAUAUUCUCUCCUUUCGAAUUGAUUGUCAUGCUGAUAGUGUAACUUAUUAUAUUAAUAUGGCAAACUAGCUACUUAAUCCGGAGUUCCGGACAGAGGUAGUAGUGGGUGAUCACAAUAUAAAAACUCAAUAAACUAUGUGUUUUUAGCAUGUUUUCUUUCUUGAUUAAUUAAUUUUGUUGGAGUUUGGUCUUCUCAUAUUUUAGUGGGUGAUUAGCACAUGCUUCAUCAUUGUAAUAAUUUAACUACUGUUUCAUAUCUUUUGAUUACUGUUUUUAAUGCGUUUUAAGGUGCUCCAUUUCCAACUAGGAUUAGUGUGGAACCCAUUGUAAAAUAUAAUAAUACUCAAAGUUAAAACAAAGAUUUAUAUGUAUACUGUAUACACAUUUCACAGACAAAGCUCUUUUUAAUAAAAAGAUGAUUUGAGUUCUAGAACUUUGACCAAGUCUCUUUGUAAAGGUGACUUCCAAACACAUGUUAAGGUAAAAUGUAGGAACAGUUUUAUUUUUUAACUUUUUUUCCCUCUCUUUUUCUAGGAGAGUGUAUUGAGAAUAUCAGUUAUUAAAUUUUAAAAAUACGAGGACAUUUUUUUAUUUCCAGUUUGUUUGAACAAAUAAUAUGUGUGAAACAUCUCCGUGCUGUUGGUAUAUAAGUUCUUUUAUCAGAUAAAAAGAUCUGAAGGUGAAUAAUAUGUUUCUUUUUCUGUCUUUUUUUUUUAGAACCACGAGGACACCACUUGCUAAACUAGAAACAUUUACACUUACGAAACAUCUGAAGUUGGGAGGACGUAAACAAGUCUCAGACUAAGUUCUUUUACCAGAUACACUUAGGAAACAAGAGUCCGCUUUCUUUCUUUUUUUUCUCCCAAAAAUGCCCUCCUAUUUUUUCUAGAAACAAAAAAACGCUACCAGAUAUGUCGGUAAUUACAUCAAAUUUUGGGGGUUUGCAAUUAUGCCUAAUAAUGUAUGAAAAGGUACAAGUGUACAACAGUAAGGGGGGCCAAAUACGUAAAGGCAAAGGGCCCCUUACAACAGAAAUAGAGCAGAAAUAAGGUGAAAUUUAUGUUACUUCUUAAGUUUGUUAUAAAGAUGUAAUGGAGUAUGCAUUUUUAGUGCUAGUAGCCUUGAAAGUAGCACUUGUUGUAACUUGUUCUUUUCCUGUACAAAAAGGAACUCGUUUUUUACCUUUUUAUUGGCUAUAUGUUCUACUGCAUGCAUAUAUUUGUAUGAGAAGACAGCAUUAGUAAGUGAAUGAGACAUUCACAUAGUUAAGUGAGUAACACACUUAGCAUGGAGGUUCAAACCUAUGUCUUCCUAUUUCAACUGUUGUUACUCCUUUUGAUGCUUGGGAACUCCAACUGUGGUCCUGAUAUCAAUGCUGUUCGAGCCGAUUAUGGAAUUGGUGCUCUUAAUAGAAGCAGUUUUCCGGCAGGAUUUGUUUUCGGGACAGCUUCAUCAUCUUAUCAGUAUGAAGGUGCAGCUCAUGAAGAUGGUAAAGGCUCAAGUAUAUGGGACACUUUCACUCAUAAAUAUCCAGAGAAGAUCAAAGAUCGAAGUAAUGGUGAUGUGGCAAUAGACUCGUACCAUCUCUAUAAGGAGGAUGUAAAGAUCAUGAAGAAAAUGGGACUAGACGCCUACAGAUUUUCAUUUUCUUGGUCACGGAUAUUACCUUAUGGAAAACUACGCAAAGGCGUGAACCUGAAAGGAUUGGUAUACUACCACAACCUUAUUGAUGAACUAAUAGCGAAUGGUAUAAAACCCUUUGUGACUCUCUUCCAUUGGGAUCUCCCACAAGCAUUGGAAGAUGAGUAUGGUGGUUUUCUCAGUCCUUACAUUGUGGAUGAUUUUAGGGAUUAUGCAAAUGUUUGCUUCAAGGAAUUUGGUAACAAAGUGAAGCAUUGGAUCACAUUGAAUGAACCCUGGUCUUAUAGUUAUGGUGCAUAUGCUAAUGGGAUUUUGGCUCCUGGGCGAUGUUCAAAGUGGCAGAAGUUUAAUUGUACAGGUGGAGAUUCAGCCACUGAGCCAUACAUGGCUGCCCACCAUCAGCUUCUUGCUCAUGCAGCAGCAGUGGACUUGUAUAGGCGUAAAUAUCAGGCAUCUCAAAAGGGCAUAAUCGGUAUCACUCUAGUGUCGCAUUGGUUCGUUCCACUAUCAGAAGUACAACACCAUCAGUUUGCCGCCUUGAGAGCCUUUGACUUCAUGUUUGGAUGGUUUAUGGAUCCAAUAACAAAGGGUGAAUAUCCUCGUACCAUGCGCUCCCUUGUAAAAGGCCGGUUGCCUAAAUUUUCUAUGGAGCAGUCGAGGAUGGUGAAUGGAUCUUUUGAUUUCCUGGGGUUGAAUUAUUACACUGCAUACUAUGCAUCUUAUUCUCCUGGUCUGAAGCUUGCAAAACACAGUUACAUCACUGACUCAAUUGUCACACAAACAGUGGAACGAAAGGGGAUUCCAAUUGGUCCAAAGGCUGGUUCAGAUUGGCUACAUGUUUAUCCACGAGGAAUACGAGAUCUUUUGCUUUAUCUGAAGAGAAGAUAUAACAACCCUUUGAUUUAUAUAACAGAAAACGGUGUUGAUGAGGUUAACAACGACAAAUUGUCACUUAAAGAAGCACUUAACGAUCAAAUGAGGGUGGGAUACUACCAUGAUCAUCUAGCUUUCUUAAAUCUUGCAAUUAAGGAAGGUGUUAAUGUGAAGGGUUAUUUUGCGUGGUCGUUGUUGGACAACUUUGAAUGGAGUUCUGGUUAUACCGUCCGAUUUGGGAUCAACUAUGUUGACUACAAAGAUGGAUUAAAGAGAUACCCUAAACUUUCUGCCUUUUGGUUUAAGAAGUUUCUACAUAACAAGAAAUAGUAAUGUCCUUUGAGUAAUAAGUAAAUAAACUAUGAAUUCAUACUCAUGUUAUAUAUUGUAAUACAUGUGAACUUGGUGAUAUGACUCCCAUGAGUUUGUAUGGAGUGGAUUAUAUUUGCUCCUAAUGAAUAUUGAAGUGUUCUUUCUUUUCUAUUGGAUUGAAUGACUCUUGGUGAA